AUGGAAUCGGCGAAAUGGGCCGCCGACGCUCUCAACCAGUCGGCGACCAAGGCCAAUCCCGGGCGGCGCUCGCCGCACGAGAUGUUCACCGGCGAGCAGGGGCCUUUCCGCAUGCUGCCGUUCUUCCAGUCCGGCCUCAUGUGUGAGGAUCGCCGCACCAAGCUCGAGGGCCAGGCCACCCUCUGCUACUACCUGAACGGCGGCGACAACCACCCGAGCGGCACCGUCAAGGUCCUCAAGGCGUCCACCGGCCGCGUCGUCGACACCAACAACGUGUCGUGGGUGACGUCGGCGCCAGCCGGCGAGGGGNCUCAAGGCGUCCACCGGCCGCGUCGUCGACACCGACAACGUGUCGUGGGUGACGUCGGCGCCAGCCGGUGAGGGGGGUUCCGCUGGUAUCACCGCUGCGCCGACACCCCCCCCGUUCACGCCGCCGGUCGUCUCGAUCAACUUUGGCCCAGCACCGAGUCAGUGUGGUGUGUAACAGGGACCAUUGUUGUUGUUGUUUUCUUCACAUAAACUCGUGUCAGUUGCUACUCCCAAAAUCUAGCAAAGACUCGGCCCGUGGUCACAACAAUGCUAGAGCCAUAAUACGAAAAUCUAAAGAACACGCGCACUACUAGCAAGAAAAGGGUACACAAGCCCGACGAGGUACACCUACAAUCCCUGCAGUACCAUUGCGUGCUCACACCUGAACUACACGCCCACACACUGCAAUUCAACUCCAGCAGCAUCACCCCCCUUGUCCCGCACUUACCCAAAAUGAAUGUUUGUCGACUACAGCGUACUGCUGUGUCUGUACAAAAAUAACACCAUGGUGCAUGGUACACAAGCUCGGGGCAUGCACCUGCUGUCUGAAGUGAGUGCUGUCAGAAUGAAUCCGUGGACAUACGAUGAAGAAGAACAACCAACCAAGCCACCAUCAUCGCAAUUGACAAUCGCCCGAAUCUAUCCAGAUCAUCUGUGUUAGACACAGCAGUGCAAACAUCGACUGACUAGGAAUCGUUCCACAUUGAAGGGGUCUUCCGCGAUGCACAUACACAUCUAAGGCACCCAAGUUAUCGGCGUCAUCUCUGCCGCGCUCUCUACAAAACCAGUGACGUCAUCGUACACACCCAACAACACCUAUUUUCAGGGAAAAAAACGAAAAAUAAUUGACAAUACAACCAAGGGAUGUUUGUCCGUGCGCCACGGUUCGAUGCCGUCCGCAUGCUCCGGUUCCGGUGAUCCCGUGCCGCUGCUCCGGUGCCGCUUCUCCGGUGCCGCUGAGACCAGUCCUAGCACGACCAAACUCGACCCGCUUCGCUUCGUGCAUGCUCUCGUUGCUGUCCUUCCCAGUCGGCUCCUCGCUUUCUCCCUCAUUGCACUCUAGGGUUCUUGGUCUGAAAAUUCUCCCGCCGAAGGGUCAACCAGCCCGAUCAGCUCGUCACCACCUGUCCCCUCCUCCUUUGAUGGCAAAACCAGGUUACUGAAACAGUACAACUCCCUCUAGCAAACUUAGGGUCGUGUACAUUGUGCCCGCCCACCUUUCUGAUGGCGUCUGCCUCCGCGCACAAAGUUGAGAUGGGCAUUGCUGCCUACACC
Molecule: messenger RNA, 1584 nt
Organism: Ectocarpus sp. CCAP 1310/34
Lineage: Eukaryota; Phaeophyceae; Ectocarpales; Ectocarpaceae
Source: the annotation of a GenBank genome assembly